AUGGGCUGCGCUUCAGAUGUCGCCAUCCCAAGAGACAGUGGUGCUGAACGCGAAUCACCCACUAUGAUCCCUGCAGACGUUACUUGUGGGGAGCGGAAUGAGACUACAGAUGAUAGGAGCUGCACGCUCCCAUCCCAAACUGCGAAAUCCUAUUUGCCCGCAGACAACUUGGCUGGGGAGUCUAUGGCAUACCCAUGGUACUCGAUGCCGUGGGCCACUGAUCCAUAUUCGCAGGGGACAUUGCAUGGAUCGUUCUGGGAUUGGACCUGGUCUCAAUCCGAGUACCUGACCGGGUCCGAGACCGACGGUUUCUUACAUCCGUCUAUUCCUGCACAGCAGCCAGGCGGAGCCACAGUACCCGAGCUGAAGCGGAUGCCCUUCUGGGGAGACCACUCACAAGAGCUGUACCCUCCGGAUCCCUCCUUUGAUCAAUCGGAGCCUAUUCCCUUGUCCGUUGCACUCGGGCUCUUUUCUAUCCUAGAGACUGUGCCACCGAGAGUUUCAAGACUCCCUUGUGUGCAGCAUGGCGAGGAAGCCAGCUUGGCGCUCCCGACUCAGUCUCCAAUGCUAUUGCCUCCCCGGGAUCCAUUGGCGCCUGUUUCCGCAGCACUGCCCAUGAUAGACUUCCACCGCCGCACCGCAGCUUGCAUCAAGAAGCGCUCGCUAUUACCCCCGUGGCUACUACAGACUAUGACGGAUUACCAGGAAACUGAAAUGAGGCCGUUCGAUAAUGUCGGUGCCAAUAGCCAGAAGUUAUCACGUAAUGUCACAGUGCCGGAAGGCCAGGCCGAGCAACGUCACUCGACCUAG
Molecule: messenger RNA, 810 nt
Organism: Aspergillus vadensis CBS 113365
Lineage: Eukaryota; Fungi; Ascomycota; Eurotiomycetes; Eurotiales; Aspergillaceae
Exons: 4
Coding region: 1-810 (269 amino acids)
Source: RefSeq, a predicted model, not a curated record